Messenger RNA from Cordyceps fumosorosea ARSEF 2679, 1548 nucleotides. RefSeq lists its product as hypothetical. NCBI's taxonomy places the organism in Eukaryota, Fungi, Ascomycota, Sordariomycetes, Hypocreales, Cordycipitaceae. Bases 1 to 1548 code for a protein of 515 amino acids. Gene Ontology annotation, molecular function: zinc ion binding; DNA-binding transcription factor activity, RNA polymerase II-specific. The transcript is spliced from 4 exons. The record is from RefSeq and is a predicted model, not a curated record. Gene Ontology annotation, biological process: regulation of DNA-templated transcription.
AUGUCGCCUUGCGACGAGACCCGGCCGGCCUGUCGCCGCUGUCAGCAGUACGGGACGCAGUGUCCGGGGUACAAUCGACCGCUGCCCAUCCGGUUCUACGUGGACUCGCGGUCCUCCAGCUCCGCGCGUCCCGGUGCGAAGAAGAACAAAUCCAGUCCGUCUCCGGCGCUUCCGGCCAUCCUCGCCGCAGACGCCGGAGCCGCCGCAUCAUCCUCCUCCUCCUCCUCCUCCUCAUCCGCCUCCGGCCCCUCCGCCUCCUAUGCAUCCCCUGUCAGCACGCCGCCGCGGCUCUGUCUCGACAGCCAGCUCGAGCCGUUGUGGGAGGACGAGUCGACCAUGUACUUCAUUGACCAGUACUGCCUCCCGCCCAGCCCGGGGCUCUUCCCGGGCUUCCUCAACUUCCUGACCGAGCGGCUGGCCGCGUCGCCGCCCGACUCGGCGCUCAGCCGCGCGACGCUCGCCUCCAGCUGCCUGUCGCUGUGGCGCCACUCAAAGUCGCCCUACCUGUACCGCAAGGCCUGCCGGCACUACGGCGCGGCCCUUUCGGCGCUGAGCGAGACGCUCAACGAGGCGGCGGCCGCGUGGCAGGACGAUACGAUUGCCGCCAUCAUGCUGCUGAACCUGUUUGAGGACAUUCACGGCAAGGCGCCCAAGACAAGGCCGUCGCACCUCGACGGCAUCGUCCGCAUCUUCUCGGCCCGGACGGAGAGCCUGGUGCAGGCGUCGUCGCGCGGGCCGGUGUAUCGAUGGGCCUUGUCGCAUCUGCAAAUCGAGACGCUCAUGCGCGGCGAGUCCUUCGACUGCAUCAAACUCCGCGACGGCCACGCCGACACCAGCACGCUGUCCACCGGGCUGGCCGUGGCCAUGUCGUGGGCGGUCGAGUUCUGCAUCGACACCAUGCGCAGCCUGCGCAGCAUGGACGCCGAGCCCAACACCGCCGACGAGCAGGCCGAGUCGCUCCGGGCCGCGCUCGACCGCGCCAUGCGCAUCCAGCGGCGCCUCGACGCCAUCGUCCGCGACGCCGAGCACCAUCUCAAGCCGACCCUCAUCGUCCGAACCUCAACCUCGCCCCAGCAACAACCCCCCGCACUCAUCGUCUCCCCCAGCCGGCUGCUUAGCAUCAUGUGGACCGGCCUUGACGCCUUCCUGACCAUCUUCUACUCGACCGUUCUUUCAUGCAGCCGGCGCAUCCUGGAGCUGCGCGCGCGGCUGCUGACCGACACCGAGCGCGCGCUGGUCGCGGCCACGAGCGAGAUGGCGGCGCGCAACGUGGCGCUGCUGCUGGAGCGCAUCCGCGGGAGCAUCCCGUACAACAUGGGCGACGUGGACGAGCAGGGACGGGAGAUGGCGGCGCCGCGGCCCAAGGCGGUGUCGUCGUACUACCUCACCUGGAUCCUGGCCAUCGUGAUUAAUACGCCGCAGGCGACGGAGGACCAGCGGAGGGCGUGCAGAGAGGCGCAGGACAGGAUACAGGACAUGUACGGGCUGAAGCCGGUCGAGGCCGAGCUGAUGGCGACGAGCAUCAUGCAGUGCUUUCGGGGGUCUUAG